Molecule: messenger RNA, 3633 nt
Organism: Haemonchus placei
Lineage: Eukaryota; Metazoa; Nematoda; Chromadorea; Rhabditida; Trichostrongylidae
Source: the annotation of a GenBank genome assembly
UUACUUCGUGAAGAGCUGAGAUUGUGCUCGCCCCUGUGGCUUCGCUACUUUGCUUGGUCGAUCAUUUUGACUACGAAAAACUUAUGGAAAUUAUCAUCUCAAGAUUUGUUUAAGAAGGGCACGCGAGUCUGGCACCGUCAUCCGGAGCUGGUAUGGAUUCCUGGCGAACUAGAGCACGACAUCACCUUUUCGACCAGGACAGUUCGCAUACGGCUUGAGGACGGCCAGGUUGAGGUAACAAAUGCCGAUCAGCUUCCUUUCCUCCGAAAUCCCGCAAUACUUGUUGGAAAGGAUGAUCUCACAGCUCUUUCAUAUCUUCACGAACCUGCCGUUCUUCACAACUUGCAAGUGCGAUUCAUUGAGCGAGAGGUCAUCUACACCUAUUGCGGAAUUGUUCUAGUAGCCAUCAACCCAUACGCUGACUGUUCACAUCUUUACGGAGAGGAUGUCAUUCAGGUCUACAGAGGUGUAGGAAAGCAGGUGCGAGAAUUGGAUCCUCACAUAUAUGCAGUAGCAGAAGAAGCUUUCUUUGACUUAGCAGAAUUCCACAAAUGCCAAUCAAUAAUCGUUAGUGGUGAAUCAGGAGCGGGUAAAACAGUUUCAGCCAAGUUUGUUAUGAAAUAUUUCGCUUCCGUAGCUGGACAUCGUGAUGGUUCAGCUGGAGUUGAAAAUAGGGUCCUUGCCACGAACCCGAUCAUGGAAGCCAUUGGCAAUGCUAAAACAAUUCGAAAUGACAACUCUUCUCGGUUUGGCAAGUUCAUUCAAAUUAACUUUGACGAAAAAUUCACGAUAUCUGGAGCGGAAUUGAAGACCUACCUCCUUGAAAAGAGUCGACUAGUUUUUCAGGCACCUCAAGAGCGAAAUUACCAUAUCUUUUACCAGCUUUGUGCAGCUCGGGACCAUCCGUUGCUACGGGAUUUGACGCUCGGACCUAGUGACGUUUACUGGUAUACUGCACAGGGUGGAGACAGCAGAAUCCCUGGCGUCGACGAUAGAGAAGAUUUCAUGGAAACUUUGAAGGCCCUCGAGUUACUCGGCUUUGGAAGCGAAAAACAAAAGUCGGUUUUUCGUAUAUUGAAGGGAAUCUUGCUUCUUGGCAAUAUAGAAUUCAAAGAAGAUGGAGAUAACUGCACAAUAUCGGUACGUAAGCUCUCACUUGCACUGCUUCAAAUCUCGCAGUUAUGUGCGGAUUACAAAAUCGACGAAGCGCAGCUGCGACUUUGGUUAACUGUUCGGGAGAUCCGUGCGGCGGGAGAGAGUGUCAGGAAGGGCCUACAACCACGUGAGGCUGUGCGGUCGCGUGACGCUCUUGCUAAACUGAUUUAUGCGCAGUUAUUCUCGUGGUUUGUACACCACUUCAAUGAAGCGUUAACAGAAAAAGAACGAAGGAUUUCUCGAAACAAAAGCUUCAUAGGAGUCCUUGACAUCUACGGGUUCGAGACCUUUGAUGUGAAUAGCUUCGAGCAGUUUUGCAUCAAUUAUGCUAAUGAGAAACUACAACAACACUUCAACCAGCAUGUAUUCAAACUUGAGCAAGAAGAAUACGAACGGGAAGAACUUUCCUGGGUGCGUAUUGACUUCCACGACAACCAACCGGCUAUCGAUCUCAUCGAAGGUAGACCUGGGCUCAUAGAGUAUCUUAAUGAACAGUGCAAGGUGGUAAACGGCUCGGAUCUGGAGUGGCUGAAUCAAGUGACGACUUCUGCUUCGUUAAAGAAAAAUGCUCAUCUACAAAUACCUCGUGUCAGAUGCACAAAGUUCAUUGUAAAACACUUCGCUGCAGAUGUUCCAUACACUGUCGAAGGAUUCUUGGAGAAAAAUAAAGACGCUGUUACAAUUUUCGUUGACUACAAUUAUAAAUUUUCAUUUUAUGUACCAUCAAAGCAAACGGUUAAGAAAACUGUUGCCAGUCAGUUUCGAGAUUCCCUUCGAGAUUUGAUGGCAGUGCUCUGUACGACGCGUCCACACUACGUUCGUUGCAUUAAACCGAAUGACUUGAAGGAGAGGUUUCACUUCGAGCCCAAGCGAGCAAUUCAGCAGUUGCGAGCCUGCGGCGUUUUGGAAACAGUACGCAUUUCCGCUGCUGGCUUCCCUACCAGAUGGACUUAUGAAGAAUUUUCACGACGCUAUCGAGUCCUCUAUCCUGAAGGGAAAGCUAUGUGGCGGGAUAAGCCGAGGAUAUUUGCCGAAAAAGCGUGUCACAAGUGGCUUGAGGAAGGUAAAUUUGCCCUCGGCAAGACCAAAAUCUUCUUCCGCACCGGACAAGUGGCACUGCUAGAACGUGUUCGAGUUGAGACCCUCAGUGUGUCUGCUACAGUUAUUCAGUCGUGUUGGCGACGAUUUUCUGCCAGAAGAAAAUACCUCGUUCUACGGAAGAGCUUGCUCACCAUUCAGGCGGCCACGAGAGCUUUUCUUGCUGUCAGACGUCUACUUUACCUUCAAAUGCAUCGCGCUGCUAUUGUUAUUCAGUCUUCUUACCGUUCCGCCAUUGUUAUACAAAAAUACUGGCGUGGCUAUCUGGCGCGGCGAGAGAAGAUCGAGUUCCGACGUAAGGUCGUACUGGUCCAGUGUUGUGUGCGGCGAUGGCUGGCUAAAAGGCGUCUUCGAGAGCUUAAGAUUGAAUCGCGAUCUGUGGUACACCUCCAGAAGUUGAACACUGGCCUUGAAAACAAGAUCAUCGAUCUUCAAAUGAAACUCGAUGUGAUGGUGAGUGAUGAUUUAACUGCAUUUUAUUAUACCAGUCGGCUCGCUCGGCUGACGCUGUGCUGCCCUUCUUCUCGUGAGUUCGCCUUGGAAAUUGAGCGACUUGAGACGGAGUGCGAUGUCAAAGAGGCGCAGAAAGGGGAACUAGAAACUAGGAUACAUGAGCUCUCAUCUCGCUUAGAUCAGGUUAACUGGAAGCAAGAUUAUACUUCAGGUUGCCAGCAGGUUAAUAUUCUUUGUAUAAUCUCUCACUUAUUCAGAACAAAGUGGAGCGAACGAUGUGCUGUAGUGGAACGCGACCGGGAUCUGAUGCGCGAACAGCUGCUUCAGAAUGCAAACAUUCUCGCUUCGUCUCACUUCAGUCGGAGUUCUGUGCAGCCGUUUUGUUCAUAUUCAGGGCGACAGCCUUUCUCUUUAAUGGGACCGGAUGGCAAUUCUGUUUCGCUCAGCGGCGGGUCAGGCGAUUUGGAAGAGAUCGCUCUCAUCCUUCGUCAACAACAGAUGAUAAAUGAUUUACGUAUGAGAGCCGAGCAGCAUCAAAGGGAAAACGAGCGUCUCCGAAAUUUGGUCGAAGCAAGUUCGUUGGUAGAUUCACUCGAGAAGAAGACAUCAUUACGUUCUUUUGAAUCUUACAAGCUUCAGGAACUUGAGACAGCACAUGCGCGAAUGAAACUUGAACUCGAGCGCCUGGUUGAGGAGAAGAUCAAUGGUGGGCUUGAAAACAUGAACGUAAAGCUCCACGAAGAAUCAGCAGAACUGCGAGCUAUGCUUUCGACGCGAUUCGAGAGGCAGUCAGCUAUGGCGAGUGGAUCUCCUCGUCCCGACUCUGGCCAUUGGUCUGCUGGCCAUUCGGAUGACGGCAGCUCGGAUCUCGAUGAAGACUUGUGCAAGGAAAGGCAGUGUCGUCAACUGAAAGCCUUGGCAGAGUAA